Messenger RNA from Anoplopoma fimbria (sablefish), 3970 nucleotides. Its product is annotated as rho guanine nucleotide exchange factor 4-like. The record is from RefSeq and is a predicted model, not a curated record. Lineage: Eukaryota; Metazoa; Chordata; Actinopteri; Perciformes; Anoplopomatidae. Bases 377 to 2797 code for a protein of 806 amino acids. Gene Ontology annotation, biological process: intracellular signal transduction. The transcript is spliced from 13 exons. Gene Ontology annotation, molecular function: protein binding; guanyl-nucleotide exchange factor activity.
GGCUGUGCUGCUAAAAAGAACUCCUUCAGUGCCAGAUGGGGAAUGUAGCUACACAGCCUCUGGGCCUGGCUGUGGAGACAUACCAUCUUCUCCACUCCUGGACAGUCCAGAGUCACCGUCCUCCCUCAGAGCCCUUCCCCACACUGAUCCCAUCACCAAGCGGGGAGUUCCACAAGGCAGGGGAAAGGAAAACCCCCAUGGCAGUAACUCUGAGGGCCAGAAAAGAAAAUGUUCACCAAAUGGUCUACCUACCCCACUGUGUGUGUCUGACCUACCACCCUUUUUAGAUGCAGUCCCCCAGCCCAAUCAGACCAGCCCCGUUUCACCUUCAAGCACAUACUCAUUAGCCACCAUUACUCACCCGCUUUUGCAAUCCAUGGCUAGGUCGCACCCAGUAGCCAGCGAGGGCUUGACUAAGAGCCCCCUAAGGCCAAUGAGCCCUAAACCUAACAGUCGUAGGCCAGCAGCUCACCGUCAACAUUUUUGCUACCCUCCCUCACCAAGGACCAGUUCUGUCUGUCCUAUCCUUCUGGGCCAGUCUAUUAGCGUGGAGGGAUUAACAAACCCCCCUGAGAGACCUAAAACCCUAAAACCCUCAGCUAGCCCUCUGGGUCUCAGCCUCAGCCCUCUGGAUGCAGCCGAAGGCAGAAUAGACAGCCACUCACACAUCAGCCUGUAUGCCAUUGGCUCUAUCAACAAAUUAGAGGGCACACAACAAGGUGGUCGUCCUGUCAGCCAGUCCAGAUCAAGAAGGCUGUUGGAGCUGAAAGACGGGGCGAAGGCCUCUUUGGGUCUUGGUGGGGUGAGGACUGGCUGCUGGAUGGAUGUGGGCUUUUAUGGAGGUGGCCAGCAGCGAAGACGAAAAUGUUCAGAUGACAUCUGGUUGGAAGAGCAAAAGAAAAACAAAAGAAAACUGGCCAGAGCCAUCAGGGGGAGCUUGGGACAACAUAACACACUGUUAUUUGAGGACAAGGACAAAACUGAUGCUGGAGUCAUCUUGGGGCCAAUUGAGGCCUUCCGUGGGAUGCCCCUCAAAGCCCACUGCUUCUCUCAGAGCACCCCCAUUGGUCUUGACUGCCUGGGCUGGAGAAGACACAUCUCCUACUCCUCAAUGGUUGUACCUGACGGGGCAUCAGAGAAGACGGGGUUUGGGGACGAGCUCGGCAGCGAAGAGGAUCUGCUGUAUGAAGAGUUUCGCAGUUCUGGACAUCGAUUUGGACACCCGGGGGGAGGUGGAGGAGAGCAGCUAGCCAUCAAUGAGCUGAUCAGUGAUGGCAGCGUGGUGUAUGCUGAGGCCCUCUGGGACCAUGUCACCAUGGACGACCAGGAGCUGGGCUUCAAGGCUGGUGAUGUCAUCGAAGUAGUAGACGCCACUAACAAGGAGUGGUGGUGGGGUCGCAUCAUGGACAGUGAGGGCUGGUUCCCUGCCAGCUUUGUACGGUUGCGUGUGAACCAGGAUGAGCCCAUGGAGGAGUAUCUGGCCCACCUUGAGGAGGCUCAGGCUGGAGACGAGAACCGGCCAGGUCUGGGCUUGUUGCUGGGACCUGGUUUACCCUGCAAAGAACAGAUGAGGACCAACGUCAUCAAUGAGAUCAUGAGCACAGAGAGAGACUACAUCAAGCACCUAAAGGACAUCUGCGAGGGUUACAUCAAACAGUGUCGCAAGAGGACAGAUAUGUUCACUGAGGAGCAGCUACGUACCAUCUUUGGCAAUAUUGAAGAGAUCUACCGUUUCCAGAGGAAGUUCCUGAAAGGCCUGGAGAAGAAAUUCAACAAAGAGCAGCCACACCUCAGUGAGAUCGGUUGCUGCUUCCUUGAACAUCAAACAGAUUUCCAGAUCUAUUCAGAGUAUUGCAACAACCACCCCAACGCUUGUGUCCAGCUCUCUAAGUUGGUGAAGGUCAACAAGUAUGUGUUCUUCUUCGAAGCCUGCCGACUCCUCCAGAAGAUGAUCGACAUUUCCUUGGAUGGCUUCCUGCUCACUCCAGUUCAGAAGAUCUGCAAGUACCCGUUGCAGCUGGCUGAGCUGCUCAAAUACACUAACCCACAGCACAGAGACUACAAAGAUGUGGAGGCGGCCUUAAAUGCCAUGAAGAACGUGGCCAGGCUGAUCAACGAGAGGAAACGGCGUCUUGAGAACAUUGACAAGAUCGCCCAGUGGCAGAGCUCCAUAGAGGACUGGGAGGGAGAAGACGUCCUCAGCAAGAGCUCUGAUCUCAUCUUUUCAGGAGAGUUGAGCAAGCUAUCCCAGCCCCAGGCCAAGAGUCAACAGAGAAUGUUUUUCCUCUUUGAUCAUCAGAUGGUCUACUGUAAAAAGGACCUCCUGCGGCGGGAUAUGCUGUACUACAAGGGUCGGAUGGACAUGGACUACAUGGAGGUGAUAGACUUGGAGGAUGGCAAGGAGAAAGACUUCAACAUCAGCGUGAAAAAUGCCUUAAAGCUGCGGGCGCUAGCUGGUGAUGAAGUCCACCUCCUGUGUGCCAAGAAGCCAGAGCAGAAACAGCGCUGGCUGCGAGCAUUCGCUGACGAGAGGAUUCAGGUCCAGCAUGACCGCGAGACAGGAUUCUCUCUUACAGAGGUCCAGAAGAAACAGGCUAUGCUUAAUGCCUGCAAAAGGCAUCCAGCUGGGAAACCCAAAGCAGUGACCAGACCCUACUAUGACUUCCUUCUGCGACAGAAACACCCCUCUCUUCCCACUGCUUUGCCCCAGCAGCAGGUCUUUAUGCUGGCUGAGCCCAAGCGCAAAACCUCCGCCUUCUGGCACAACAUCGGCAGAUUGACACCAUUCAAGAAGUAAAGAAAAUGAGUCAGAAAGCAAAAGCAAGGAUGUGGAGAGAAGGAACAGAGGAAGAGAAGAGCUCUCUGCUCGUGCCUGAUAGACCCUUUUUAAUAAUCUCUUUUCUUUCCUACUCGUAACAUUGCCCUCAUUGACAUACUGAUUUAUUGUAUAGAUGAUGUUAAUUAUUAUGAGAAGAUCGUUUUGUGAAAGCACUUUAUAGGUUGGUUAACAAUCAGACUUCAGAAUGGUCUCCUGGAGACAAUGAGUCAAACAGGGAGAGUGGACUCUUGCUUAACUUCCUACUACUGCUAUUACUACUACACCCUCAAUCAAGCGCAGAUUGGUACUAAUACUACUACUGUCCUGCUGUGAGUGAGUGUGGGACUCAUGAUUGUGCUGCCUCUGUGAAGACGUUGGCUGUCUAAAAAAUUGUGUCAUUUAUUUCCACUGUUGCAUUGUUGUGAUUUCACAUAUGCCAAGUGUUCACAGUGCCAGGCAAUUUUGUUUAUUUGUUUUGUGUCUGUUUAUGAAAAAAGGGAACAUUUAGAGGGGGUAGUUUCCUGUUCUUUUCUCUGUAAAAAUAUAUAGUCAGGAUCAUUUCUGCUGGGUUUUUCGGUGUUUUGUGAAGUCCAUACAUCAGGAUUUGGUUCUGUAUGUCUCUUUUGCAUUUAUGGUAUUGUGCAAACACUUGAUUAAUUCAUCAAUUGCAAGAAGAACAACAUUCAACUCAUCAGAGAUUGGGAGCUUUUUAUUGAAAUAAAUAGCAGCAACCCACAAACACUGGCAACACAUUCCUCGAGUCUGAUCCUCAACUCCUCCUACCAUGUCAAUGAAAGUAAACAACCUGUUCCUUCUUUUUCUUUUUUAAGUGCCAUUUGAAGUGUGCCAUGGAUGACAUACAAAGACAUGCAUGGAUGUGAUGAAAAAAUACUGUGAAGAAUAUUUUUUUAUCUCUGAAGAACCCUGCUAUAUUUAACCAGAUUCAAGAACUGAGGUUUCAUGUGCUUCUAGGCUGACAGCAUCACAAACUGACGUUCUUUUAUCUAUGAUAGCCAGUAUUCCUGCUCUGUGUUUCUGGUCUCCAGUAUAAUCUUAUUUCAGAUCAGUGCAGCUCAGUGAUGUCACUCUGUAAGUGCAUUCAGUGAAAUGUGCUCCUUUCACCUUUUUGUUCAAAUGUUUUAGCUUCUGACA